AUAUUUUCUUUUUUUUUAUGUGAAAACAAAAACAGAUAUGUUCUGGGAUAUCUGAUGUGGCGAACUCUCAUGGGCUUGCAUCACGAUAUUCAGCUGUCAAUGCAGGUUCCAUACCAUUGCCGAUGUCUUGUUGAUGCCGGAUUUGCUAACAUAAAGCGGCUGUACCACAGGACGGAUGUAGAUAGCCUUUCCGGUCUUGUUGAGGUGGUUAGGAAAAGCGCCAGAUCAAACUCUCCCGUUACCUACAUCAACGACGCUGGAGAACACAGCUGGGAGUGGUAUGAUUGGAAGUCGUUUACCAGCACGUUCUUCACAAAUGUGAAAGGCAUCCGGAAAAUGCGACAUUUUAGAUUUUCAUCAUUAUCACCGGGAAAACUGUUCGUCAAAAGUCACGCCGAUGACAGUGAACGAGAAAUCACGCUUCUGAAAUCCAGUAUCAGUCCGGAAGACAUAACAACAGGGUCAGUGAUGCCCGACAUUGUACCUCCCGGCGGGAUGACCUCAGAGAGGCAACGUUAUCUGUUCAGUGUUGUUCGCCCUUUUGUACGAGAUCCUUUUAAGGACACUACCUGUCCAGAGGCUGAAUAG
Messenger RNA from Magallana angulata, 588 nucleotides. RefSeq lists its product as uncharacterized. Bases 55 to 588 code for a protein of 177 amino acids. Lineage: Eukaryota; Metazoa; Mollusca; Bivalvia; Ostreida; Ostreidae. The transcript is spliced from 2 exons. The record is from RefSeq and is a predicted model, not a curated record.